Aedes albopictus (Asian tiger mosquito) is the source of this 2178-nucleotide messenger RNA. RefSeq lists its product as uncharacterized. Gene Ontology annotation, molecular function: nucleic acid binding; zinc ion binding. The record is from RefSeq and is a predicted model, not a curated record. NCBI's taxonomy places the organism in Eukaryota, Metazoa, Arthropoda, Insecta, Diptera, Culicidae. The coding region runs from base 18 to 1397 and encodes 459 amino acids. The transcript has 3 exons.
AGGGUAGAUUUUACAGGAUGUCUUUAACAACAACGACGGAACCGUAUGUGCCGGGAACGAUUCCUUUUUCACAAUAUUUGGAGCAAUUAGAGUUUUUAUUUGAACAUAACAACUACACUGCCGAUAGAUUCAAAGUAUCUUUUUUGGCCGUUUGUGGCGUGGAAAUGUAUAGUCAGCUCAAGUUGCUUUUCCCGGGACAAAACAUUAAAGAUUUAUCCUACAAACAGAUCACGGAUGCAUUAAAAAAACGGUAUGACAAGAAGGAUUCUGACGUCAUACACACCUACAAGUUUUGGACCCGUCGACAGGGUCAGUACGAGAAAUCGGAAGAUUUCGUACUUGCCAUUAAGCAGAUGGCUGAGUUAUGCGGUUUUGGCGAUUUUAAAGAGCGAGCCAUUCGUGAUGCCUUAGUUUUGGGAAUUUAUGACCGGAAUUUGCAGAGGAGAUUGUUUGACGAGGAUGAUUUGACGGCUGCUAAAGCGGAGAAAUUGAUUGUCAAUCAAGAGCUGUCGUCUAAUAGUACUCGUUUUGUUAAUCGUGACGAUGAAAACAGAGGCAGUGUUGUUGCUAGGUUGGGCAGAAAGGUAGAACGUAAUUCGUCUAGGCCACAUUUUCGUAGUAGGAGCAGAAGCUUUGAUCGUGAUCGUUCGUACUACUCCAGGAGCAGAAGCGAAGGUAGAAGGUAUGGGAGUGACAGUGGAAAGAAAAGCUAUAAGUGUUCCUUUUGUCAUAAGACUGGGCAUACUAAAAAAUUUUGCUAUAGAUUAAAGAGGAAGAGCCCUCGUAAGAGUAAACAAACUGUUAAAUUUAUUGACACUCCUAAACCUUCCACUUCUAGUUCCUCGGGGCUUUUCAAACGGCUUAAAGAGGACUUGGACAAAACUGAUUCAGAAUAUGAAGAUAUUCAUUGCAUGAUGGUUUCUGCCAGGAGUAAAUUGAACGCACCGUGCUAUGUUGAGGCUUUGAUAAACAAAAGGCGGUUAUCUAUGGAAGUGGACUGUGGAUCUGCCGAGACUGUGAUAUCAGAGAAUCUUUUUAGGCGUAGCUUUAGUAAAUGCCAAUUAGAGAAGAGCAACAGAAGACUGUAUGUUAUCGAUGGUAACAGGUUGAGCAUUUUGGGCAAAGCAAGGGUCACAGUAGAACUGAACGGUAUCGUUAGUGAGCGGUAUUUGAUUGUACUUCAAGGGGCCAAUGAUUUUGUCCCGCUUAUGGGUCGCAGCUGGCUGGACAUUUUCUUCGAUGGAUGGCGCAGAACGUUCAUGGAUCCGAGGUUGCCGAUGCAGCGAAUCAAUGCAGUGAUAGACGAGGUUACGAAAGAGGAAGUGAUUGAUGAUGCAAAACAUAUCUUUGAGCGGUCGUGUUGUUUCGGCGCACAUGCGCCAGAUCAAGAUCCCUGAGGACUCUCGCCGGAAAUCAACUCAACGCUUUGUUUUUGGUGGAGAGAGUCCUGCAACUUUAGCAACACAACUUUGCAGCACCAACAACGGCAAUUUAAUUGAAAAUAAUGACAACGCCAGCCACAGCAGAAAACGUAGAAGAAGUGAAGGGGAGGAGUAUGAUGAUUCGGAUUCGGACUUUUACGGCUUUGCGGCCGAUUCCUUUUUGUUCGAUGAAGAACGAGUUUCCAGAAGGAACUUUUUAUCUACUCCAAAUGAUUUAGAAUUUCCGCGAUCUGAUGUUGAUGAAAGGGAAAUGUUAAAUCUUGCUAACGAUAUAGAAGCAAAUCCAGAGGAUGUUCGAAAUUCAAAUCAAAUAUUAGAGAAAAGAAGUAGCAAGAGAAAAGCGAAGAAAAGAAGAAAACAAGAUUAUGUGUACUAUUGAAUUAGGUAAAACGUUCGAAUAAUUGUACAAUUAGGUUGUGAACUGUAGAAAAAUGUUUUACUGUAUAAAAUGCAUGAAUUUACGAAUUGUAAGCACGAAAUGAAAAGUUUGCUUUCUGAUUUUGUUGUCUCUAAGAUCUAAAUUGUAAAUAACUAUUGUUUUAGAAAUGUAUGAACUAUUGACUCAAGGGGAAAGGAAUUGUAGUGGCAAAGCGAUGAUGCCACCGUUCGGUAAAAUGAUAGAAACCCUGUGGUGGGUUCUCAGAGUAUAGUUAGGAGAAAGAGAGUUUACGUAGAGCUCGGCUCGAGACACGUCUAUCGGAUUGAAUAAAUCAGUUUUAGUUUGACUUGCCACUGA